Messenger RNA from Saccostrea cuccullata (small rock oyster), 370 nucleotides. RefSeq names its product angiopoietin-1 receptor-like. The record is from RefSeq and is a predicted model, not a curated record. Bases 59 to 370 code for a protein of 103 amino acids. The transcript has 3 exons. Lineage: Eukaryota; Metazoa; Mollusca; Bivalvia; Ostreida; Ostreidae.
AAACUAGAAUUUGUUUUUGUAAAAUUGAACAAGUCCUCCUAGAGGAUAAGUCUAUAAGAUGACCUUUUUAAAUCUUGGAUUUUUAUUAUUUUAUGCAUAUUCAGAGUUGUCUGCAGAAGGACCAUGUAUUGGCAAGGAGUUCUUUAAAGGAUGUUGUCCUCAUACAUUUUGGAACAACGAGACCAAAGAUUGUGAGAAGUGUCCGUCUGGGUUUUAUGGAUUAAACUGUAGUUUUUCCUGUCAAUAUCCUUUCUUUGGAGAUCGAUGUCUCAGCAAAUGUUCCUGCAAUAGCAGCUUGUGUGAUUUAACUAAAGGGUGCAUUUCGACAAACGGUGAGAAUAUGGGAUGUUUGCAUUUUUUCCCAAAAUGA